Molecule: messenger RNA, 1007 nt
Organism: Acanthisitta chloris (rifleman)
Lineage: Eukaryota; Metazoa; Chordata; Aves; Passeriformes; Acanthisittidae
Gene: SRRT
Product: serrate, RNA effector molecule
Exons: 6
Biological process (GO): mRNA processing; primary miRNA processing
Cellular component (GO): nuclear body
Source: RefSeq, a predicted model, not a curated record
AUUUUUCCGUCGGGGUUGGGUCACCUUCGAUCGCAGUGUGAACAUCAAAGAGAUUUGUUGGAGCCUCCAGAACAUCAGGCUGAGAGAAUGCGAACUCAGCCCUGGAGUUAACAGAGAUUUAACUCGUCGCGUCCGGAACGUUUCGGGUUUAACCCAACACAGAACCGUGGUCAGACACGACAUCAAACUCGCUGCCAGGCUGGUCCAGGCCCUGGAUGCAAGGGCACAGCUUUGGGGGGACCCUCAUGGACCACCCCAAACUGGGGACAACCCCCAGGACCCCAAUUCUGCUCCUACUGCCACUGCUGGCGCCCAGAACCCAGUGCUGAGACACAUCACGGAUUAUCUGAUCGAGGAGGUCAACGCGGAGGAGGAAGAACUGCUUGGCCAAGGGCAAGGCCAAGGGCAAGGGCAAGGGCAAGGUCAACAAGGUCCCGAAGAUGUGGCCAGAGAGACCAAUCCUGCCGAGAUCACCGUGGAGAGGGACGAGAAGCUCCUCAAGGUCUUGGAUCGUCUUCUCCUCUACCUUCGCAUCGUUCACUCCGUGGAUUAUUACAACACCUCUGAGUACCCCAACGAGGACGAGAUGCCCAACAGAUGUGGCAUCAUCCACGUCAGAGGACCUUUGCCACCCAACAGGGUGUCCCAUGGGGAAGUUCUGGAGUGGCAGAGAGGGUUUGAGGCUCGACUGUCGCCACUCUUGGCCGGGCCUGGAGCUGUCCCCGAGGAGGAAGCUCAAAGGUUGGGUAGGAAGGACCCCGAGGUGGAGUUGGAGAAGUUUGUCACAGCCAACACUCAAGAGUUGGGCAAGGACAAGUGGCUGUGUCCUCUCAGCGGGAAGAAGUUCAAGGGCCCCGAAUUCGUACGCAAACACAUCUUCAACAAACACGGCGACAAGAUGGGAGCAGUGAGGAAGGAGGUUCUGUUCUUCAACAACUUCCUCAUGGACCCCAAGAGACCUUCUCUACCUGAGGGCAAGGGGGGACCUCCCCCUGGGGGCAACCAAG